Messenger RNA from Podospora pseudocomata, 558 nucleotides. RefSeq lists its product as uncharacterized. The record is from RefSeq and is a predicted model, not a curated record. NCBI's taxonomy places the organism in Eukaryota, Fungi, Ascomycota, Sordariomycetes, Sordariales, Podosporaceae. Bases 1 to 558 code for a protein of 185 amino acids. The transcript has 2 exons.
AUGGAGCAUGGCUUCAGAACCCGCUUCAACAAGGACAUCGUGAAGGGUGGUCGUCAGACAUCACACAACUGCUCCUCGGACUCGUUGUUUGCCAACUACACUCUCUCGCUAGCCGAGUGCAAAGAGGCCUUCAGCUAUGCCAAUCUCAACUGUACCGCCUUUGGUGAAGAGCUCACUCAAGGAGGGAGCAUGUCCGGAUGUUGCCUCGCCUAUGAGACCUUCACCAACAACACCUACGAUCCAGCCAGUCCUCCCUGGUUGAAUCCAGUCCCUGAACAAAACCGGCCAGAUUGUGGUGAUGAUUAUACCGCGGGUGAUAAGAAGGUCAAUGAUUCGAAUGUCGAAACCAGUUUCUGGGCGGGCAUGUAUACCGAGUUCUGUAACACGAUUGGGGAUUACUCUGAUGGGGUUAUCAAUGGGCCGUGGUCGAUGGAGCAUGAGGAUCCUAGGGGCUGUGUGGUUUAUACAGUCACGGCGUUUUACAGGGCGCGGAGGAUGCUGGAGGAGGAGGACAAGGUUGGCGGGAUUACAACCGAGAACUCGACUGCGACGGUUUAG